AUGGUUUCUCAAAUCGCUGUAUUUGCUUUAACGUUAGCUGUUGUCGUGGUCGCUCAAGAUAAUUGCGGCCCCCCACAAUGUGGUCCUAAUCAAGUUUACAAAUGUGGUUCCCCUUGUAAAGAUUUUUGUAAUCGCACACCCAUUAUUUGUGAAGGGGACUGCGUCUACGGAUGUUAUUGCGAAGAUGGUUACACAUUCGAAAAUUACCAAUCGAAUACUUGCGUACCUGAAGCACAAUGUAGGGAAUGUCCUGAAACUCAGGUGUUUUCAGACUGUGGAUCCGCUUGUCCCGAUUAUUGCGGAAAACCCGAUGAUAUAAUGUGUAUUCAAGUAUGUGUCCCACGAUGUGUAUGCGAACCUGGACUUAUUUUUAGUGGUAAUGGAUCUCAAAUUUGUAUUCCAGAAAGUGAAUGUUAAUGAAAUUGUAAUUAUAUUUGCACCUAAAUAAAGAAUUGUA
Molecule: messenger RNA, 457 nt
Organism: Onthophagus taurus
Lineage: Eukaryota; Metazoa; Arthropoda; Insecta; Coleoptera; Scarabaeidae
Product: cysteine-rich venom protein 6-like
Source: RefSeq, a predicted model, not a curated record